Molecule: messenger RNA, 2053 nt
Organism: Camellia sinensis
Lineage: Eukaryota; Viridiplantae; Streptophyta; Magnoliopsida; Ericales; Theaceae
Source: RefSeq, a predicted model, not a curated record
AGUUUCAAAAACAGUUGCAAAAAAACAAUAAUGGAUGAGAAAGCAAAACCAAAGACCCAAAAAUUAAACAGUGGGGCUUAAAUUCCACAGGACUAAUUCCUAUCAAACCCACCAAUCUUGCCAAGAAAACCAAAUUCUUUCUCUUCUGAAAAAUCUCUCUCUCUCUCUCUCGCUCUCUAGCAGUUUCAAAUCUCUUUUUCACAUAUACAGAAACUCAUAGAUAUAUACUCUCAGAAAAAUCGAUCACGAAACUCGUGAAGCAGUUCAAAACUCGUUAGCUAAACUGGGACAAGUAGUUUUCUCGUGAUUCCCAACUUUUUAUCUCUGCCCACCACCAGAUCCUCUGCUCUUGAAGUUUCUCUCUCCCUCCCUGCUUCAGGUCUUGUCUUUCUUCCCUGAGGCCCUUUCCUCUUUUCUGAAGGAGUGGUCCCUCUCAAUCUGCUGCUUAAUGCCAAGCAGCUCUUUGAGCUUCUUAUUGUAGUGCAUAUAGAUUCAGAUGACUCUAAAUAAAAUGGGAAGCCCUGGACGCAGUGGAGUUGUUAGAAAACCAAAUGAGAGCAUGAGGCUUAUUGUAACAACUUUUAUUGGAAUUGUUUUUGGCUUCUUAAUAGGAGUAUCAUUUCCGGCAUUUACAUUAACGAAGCUGAAUCUCCCAUCCAACCUUUUUCCUUACGUUGAGGAUAAAAAUUCAGGCCUGUCAACCCAAGCAUUUUUGAAUGCUUGGUCUACUUUGAAGGGUAAUGAAAACAACUCUUCUGAAGCUAAAAACUUGAACAAUACAUCGAAGAUUUGGGUCCCAUCUAAUCCACGAGGUGCAGAAAGAUUACCCCCAGGCAUUGUUGCAGCGAAGUCAGACUUCUAUCUCCGCAGAUUGUGGGGUAUUCCCAAAGAGGACAUAACUGUCAAACAAAAGUAUCUUGUAACGUUCACUGUUGGUUAUAAACAGAAAAAUAAUAUUGAUGCAGCAGUCAAAAAGUUCUCGGAGAACUUUACAAUACUUCUUUUUCAUUAUGAUGGUCGAACAACCGAGUGGGAUGAGUUUGAGUGGUCAAAGCGAGCUAUUCAUGUGAGUGCUCGAAAGCAAACAAAAUGGUGGUAUGCAAAACGAUUUCUGCAUCCGGAUAUUGUGGCUGCAUAUGAUUACAUAUUUGUCUGGGAUGAAGACCUUGGAGUUGAGCAUUUUAACGCCGAAGAAUACAUAAAACUUGUUCGGAAGCAUGGCUUGGAGAUUUCGCAGCCUGGUUUAGAGCCUAACAAAGGGCUGACAUGGCAGAUGACGAAGAGAAGAGGUGAUCGUGAAGUUCACAAAGAAACAGAGGAGAGACCAGGCUGGUGUAGUGACCCACACUUGCCUCCUUGUGCAGCAUUUGUUGAGAUCAUGGCUCCAGUGUUUUCUCGAGAAGCAUGGCGCUGUGUGUGGCAUUUGAUUCAGAAUGACUUGGUCCAUGGAUGGGGUCUGGACUUUGCCCUCCGAAGAUGUGUUGAGCCUGCUCAUGAGAAAAUUGGAGUCGUAGAUGCUCAGUGGAUAGAUCAUCAAACUGUUCCAUCACUCGGGAAUGAGGGCGAAAUAGUGGAAGGGAAGGCACCAUGGCAAGGGGUGAGGGAGAGGUGUAGAAGAGAGUGGAAGAUGUUUCAGGAUCGGGUUGCAAAUGCAGAAAAAGCUUACAACAAAUCAAUUGGAAUCGAUCUGCCAAAGUCUACAGCUAGCUAAGGGGAGAAUGAACAAUGUUGACAGAAGUGGACUUGGGUACAACCAUCACCGUUACGAUGCUUGGGGCUUUAGUGCUAGAUUUGUAUAAUUAAUUAUUCAAUAAUUGUAGAGAUGAUUAUCAAUAAUAACCAUUUUUACAGCCGUAAUCGAAAACAUCUGUUGAAAUUCUUUUAAAGGAUCACAGGUAGUUCCUAGAGCAAAGGAUGCAUAAGCAGAGCAACAACUGAAAUCCAUUUGUUGUUGCAGAUGAGAAUGCAGAGUGGUGUAACAUUUUCGGGUAUAUGAUAUGAUUGGUAAUAUGAUUGUUCCAAAUAGGUUGAAUUAAAAUUGUUGUUGAACUAA